Molecule: messenger RNA, 3150 nt
Organism: Symbiodinium sp. CCMP2592
Lineage: Eukaryota; Dinophyceae; Suessiales; Symbiodiniaceae
Source: the annotation of a GenBank genome assembly
AUGGCGAGUAGCAGCGUCCAGUUUGCCAAGCUGAAUGGAGAGCCCAUUGACUGCGAGGUUCCCGCUGGCUGCACUGUGCGCGAGGCUACUCCACUGGUCUCGCGAGCCCUGGGAGGCUAUGAUCGGCUACACUUCGUGACUGAGUCGGGAGUGAUUUUGCAGAAGGAGGAUGUGCUUCCAGAAGAAGGCGUUUUACAGGUCCAGCGGGUGGCCAUGGCCGAAGGGACCUGGUCCAAGCUGUACAGAAGUGCUGUGCAAGGCUUUGACGAAGAGCGUUUGCGCGACAGCUUGACCGAGGCUUGGCCGGGGGAGCUCAAUGGCCAUGGCACCCGUAGCCGUAAUUUUGAAGACUGGCAAAAAGAGGUCUUCGAGGUGAUGACAGAGGCAGCUGUGAAGUCGGAAGGAGACUGGAUAGACUACUGGACCUUUGGGCACGCUGCCGGCAGCUAUGGCGACUGGUAUACGCGCCCACCGUACGAAACCCGGGAGCCAUCGGUGAACUUGAUCUUGAACGACGUGAAAAGGUGGCAGAAGCUCAUCUUAGACCUCGAACCAGAUUUCGCCGAAUUGCGGUCGAGGACUGCAGGAAUGGCCUUGGGUGAGCAUCUGGAGGUAGCCGUGGCGAGUUUGCUUCGGUACUGCCCUGACUUCACUAGCAACGUCCACUUCCACGUUGGCUUCGAGAUGUGGUAUCAGCCGUUCUCCGAGUUGGUAGGAUGGUACUUGAGCUCCGUGGGUUUCGACGACGUCAAAAUCCUCGAGGCUACGGAGAAUGCCAUAGUGGGCUUCGACAGCUACAGUGUCCCGCGAGACGCAGCAUUCCUGGUGGCAAAGCAAGUUGGUACGUCCUUGGGGUUCGCGCACGCAAGGCUGGAUUCCACGAGCGAGUGGGUGGCAAUUCGCUCUUCGCUGGAAAACCUGGAGAUCAAGCAGAGCCUGUCGGAGCUGCCCUUGUGUGAGAAGGACAGCCACCUGCUGUUCAUAAACAGCGUCGAUGCGUCACGCGAUGCCUCGCGGGCUGAUAACCUGCGCCAUGCCCUGUCCCAGUGCCGAAAAGAUGCGGCGACUGGGGACGCGCUGAAAUUCGCGCAUCUGCAAAUCUGGCAGAAUUACUUGGUCCCAUCCACAUCGCAACGAGCAGCUGAAGGGGGCGUCCCCUUCCGCAAGCACGAUGCGUACGCGAAGAGAGGGCGAGAAUGCUAUCCGAUCGAUCGUGGCACGGAAGCCAGGUUUAAGGAACUUCUGGAGCAAGCCAACGAUGAAAGCAAAGCGCUGGCACUGCGCGCAGCACGUGCCUACCUGGAUGUGUGUUUCUUUCAUCCCUUUGACGAUGCGAACAGCCGAAUGGCGCGGCUAGUGUUUGACUUCAUCCUUGCGCGCGAGGGGGUCGUGCUCCAGACGGUGGAUCCGGUCUUCCUUUUCGGAAAGUCUGCAAAGGAUGGCGUUGGCGCAGAGAAGUUGGUCGAAGUCGUGUCCAAGCUGCUGUGCCGAGCUAGAGACGGCUGGAAUGCAGAGCUCAACGAUUGGGAGGCGAAGAACCCCUUCCCUGGCUUCCGGGAGCUCAGUAAGACAACGUGGUUCGCAUGCAUGGGCUAUCCUGAGGACGUGCCACCGUGCUACAUGCGGAAUGCGACAGCCAUCCCUUCCGAGAUGCUGAUUGAGGAGAUGAAGAUGGGCGAGUUUGUUCUUUCUAAGACACGAGAGCUGCUCAAGCAUGAAAUCCACGGCCGGGGCAGCAGAGGGGUGCAGCUGGUGGAUGUGUGGGAUGAUUGGCUAGAUCAGUUUCGGGCCAUCGAUGUGCAGCCCCCCAGCGCGCAGGAGCUCAGGCUGAUGUUCAAGGCCUUCGGCGAUGCCAAGGAUCGCUGGAAGAUCGAUGGUGCCACCAUGAAGGGCUACUAUCUGCACUCGGAAAGCGGCUACCUCUACAUCUGGCACCAAGCGACCGGAGUUCUCUAUGAGCAUCUCCAAACUAGUGGCCAAUGCCAGGCUGUUUGGUCGUCAGCUGUCCCGCAGCUAAAUGCUGAGAUCUGGACAGUGCUUCCGCUGCCGCCGACAGAUCCGGCGAGCAUGCAGGCGAGCAGCGUGGCAAACGGCGAGCUGCCAAACAUCGACGUCUUCGUGAACCUCACCAUCGCGCAUGAGGCCGACAAGCAGAUCCCAACAGAUUUGCUGCAGGCGGCCGUUGAAGAGUUCACCACCCGGUGGGAGCUCAGACCCCAGGCUGCGCGCAGGAUCACGAAGCUGCCCCCUGCAGGGCAGUGCUUUGCUCUUCAGAACUUCCGCGGCGAUCCGCGCGGGGAGCUGACCAACUCUGAGGCCCUCGAAUCAUACGUCGAGAUGCUGCGACGAUUAGAAUCACCGCCCUGGGGCAACAGUGCGUGCACCCUGCGCGUGGAGUCGACUGGAGCCAUUAUCGGCAGGUGCUGUCCAGACUUGGACGCUCUUUGUCGCGAAGAUCCACCGGAGCGGCUAGCCCAGGCGCACUGCAAGAUCCGAUCCGAGAAGGAUCGCUUCUUCCUCUGCGACAUGGAGACGACGGACGAGGGCACCAUGCUGGACGGCUACGCUGUGAACAGCGACUGGGUCGGCCCUUUGAAAAGCGGGAGCUUGAUCACCUGCGGUCCCCUGAGGAUUAAGAUCCAGCUGAGCGAGAUGGCAAAGGACACUCCCCUGGAUUCUGUUGCCAUGCGCGCGCUGAAGCGCUCGGCGGAGGGGGAUUCGGAUGAGGAUGACCCUGAAUGGCGGCGGAAGGUGUUCCAGCGCACGGAAGAGGAUGCCCAGCUUGCCUGGGCCAAGCGCCGGGACCAAUACAAGGAUCGUGCCGAAGAGCGGCGGCAGCGACACAGUAACAGUGGUGCGGCCAUCGACACGCUCGUGAACAAGUUCGAAAAGAUCGUGGAGGCCGAGCGGGUGGCUGCAGAGGCCGAGGAGGCUCGGGUGGACAUGCCCAUGCAGGAGGCUCAUCGCGAGGCCGGCAUGAACGUGGACGGAAGCUUCGUUGGAUUCGGCAACACCGAGCGCGCGGGCAUUGGCUUCCAUAGCUCGGGGAGUGCUGAGCUGAUCCCCAACGUGCUUGAUCCGAAGUCGCUGUCGAGACAAGAUUCUUCAAAACUGAAGACUCAGCUUCGGUACCAGCAGGCGCAUCAGUGA